Molecule: messenger RNA, 1820 nt
Organism: Wasmannia auropunctata (little fire ant)
Lineage: Eukaryota; Metazoa; Arthropoda; Insecta; Hymenoptera; Formicidae
Gene: Myd88
Product: myeloid differentiation primary response protein MyD88
Exons: 7
Coding region: 528-1799 (423 amino acids)
Biological process (GO): innate immune response; MyD88-dependent toll-like receptor signaling pathway; defense response to Gram-positive bacterium
Cellular component (GO): plasma membrane
Molecular function (GO): TIR domain binding; Toll-like receptor binding
Source: RefSeq, a predicted model, not a curated record
AUUUCCGCGUCCAGUGUGCAGGAGCCUUUACUGAUUAGUGCUUUAUCAUUGUGCAUGCGUGAAAAAUCGGCUCAACCCACUAGAUAUCCUCUUCCUAGUUCCUUUCGUGGGGCUUUCCAUCUUCCGACAAUCCGACCUUUCCGUCUCAAAAUUUCUAAAGAAGCAGACGGAGCAGACCGAGCAGACGGAGGCGACGGAGCUCACGGAACAGUUCAGUUGAGUCAGUACUCAAUUUGUUUUUGGCAAACGUAAAAUAAAGGUACUUGAAAUAAAAUUUUGAAAGAGGAAAGAAAUUUUUGAAUAAUUAUAUUCAAUGUAUCGUUAAUCGCAUAGACGAGAAAUCGUCAGAAAGUUCAUCGUGAUGAUAUAUUGCUGCAACAAACGCAUUACGUCAAAUACUGUAUUCCUAAGAAACGAUUCUUAAUAGUUACAAUUGUGAUAACAGCUUCAUUAGGAUAGUAUAAGGUGCAAUACGCUGUCUUAACACAUUAUUCAUUUAAAUAAAAGAAAUAGAAAAGGAAGUCAAAAUGAUAACAGAUUUGUCGAUUGUGCCACUUAUCGCAACCACUGUUGCAAGUAGACAAGUUAUUGCAACUAUGCUGAACCCCAUGAAAGUUUUACCAAGUGACAUUGGUUUGCCAAGGGACUGGAGAGGUUUGGCACAUCUAUUAGAGUUUAGCUCAGAAGACGUGUCACUUCUAGUGUCACAUUCUGAUCCAACAAUGCAAAUGUUGACAAUGUUGGAGAAAAAUCAAAAAGACGUUACAAUAAAAAAUUUUCAAGCAAUGAUGGAACAAAUGGACAGAUGGGACAUUAUUGAUGACACUGAAGCUUUAUUUCAAACUGAUGCUGAAAAAUAUUUGGAGGGUCAGCAAAGAGCUCAAAUAUCAGCAGAACCAAUAGACAAAUGUGCCGAUCAAGAAAUACUUACAUCAGAUGAUAUUCACAGAUUAAAGCAAGGUUUAGAAACACAAUAUUACGAUGCAUUCCUUCUGUAUGCGGAUGAGGAUGUCGACUUUGCGAAUGAGAUGGUGGAAAAGCUUGAGACACAAUUCAAGCUGAAGUUGUGUUUGAAAGAUCGAGAUUUGGUCGCUGGUAAAUUCGAACAUGAAGCAGUAAUGAAGUUAAUAUCUGAACGUUGUAAUAGAUUACUUAUUAUAGUAUCACCAAGUUUUUUGAAAAGCUCGGCAAACAAAUUUUUCUUAAAUUAUACACAAGCCUUAAGUAUUGAAAAACAACAGAGAAAAAUUAUACCGUGUAUAUACAAAAGCUGCGAAUUGCCAAUUCAACUGAGAUAUAUAUGUAAUUUGGAUUAUAAUCGGAAAGGAUUAUAUGACUUUUGGGGUAAAUUACGUGAUUCUAUACAAACUCCGAAUUCUAUUGCUACAAGUUUGAUUCAAAUAGAAAACAAUAUAACACAAGAGACAACAGAAGUAAAGAAAAUUUUGUCUGACAAGUACAAUGAUAUACCUCACAUUACUCAAGAAAUAAAUGAAGAGUUAAAAUACCCACAACAGAAGAGUAAAAAUUGCAAAAGUGAAAGUAUUGCAGAAACAAGUGAUAUAAAAAAUUUAAAUAUUAGUAAUAAAAAGAAUAAGACAUGGGAAAAAAUCACUUCAAAUUGGAAGUUGAAGCAAACUAAGCAAAGUGAUGAGUUAACUACAGAGACAAUUGUUCAGAAUUUGCCAUCAGUAGAUAAUUUAGACAGUUUAGAUUUAUCAAAUACUCAUGUAAAUAGGACCAAGAAGAAAAAUUUAUUUGGCAAGUUUAAGAAGAAAAAAAUUGCUAUAAAAACUUGACAAUCUUUGUUUAUAUAAAGG